Metschnikowia bicuspidata var. bicuspidata NRRL YB-4993 is the source of this 4246-nucleotide messenger RNA. It is a transcript of the gene RAX2, whose product is annotated as Rax2p. Bases 201 to 4199 code for a protein of 1332 amino acids. The transcript has a single exon. NCBI's taxonomy places the organism in Eukaryota, Fungi, Ascomycota, Pichiomycetes, Serinales, Metschnikowiaceae. The record is from RefSeq and is a predicted model, not a curated record. Gene Ontology annotation, biological process: cellular bud site selection; positive regulation of establishment of bipolar cell polarity regulating cell shape. Gene Ontology annotation, cellular component: cellular bud scar; cellular bud neck; plasma membrane of growing cell tip.
CUCCGCUGUGUUUUUCCUGGCGCUCUUCCUGACACUCCCCCCGACACUCGCUUCCCCGCCGCCCCUGCUCCGGCCCUUGCUACCCCGUUUGCUUUUCGCUCUGCCUGUGUCUUCCCGGCCCGCCUUUGGCUACAGACUCCCCGGUCAUAUAUUCCCCUUCCCACUCGCGCUUUUCGCACCUCAGACACUCCCCCUUUAUAAUGCAUUCCACCACACUACUAGGCACCCUACUACGGGCCCAGCUCGUGAUGUGCUUUGCGCUCGCGGCCGCCGCGGUGUCGCGCCCGGCAGUGGACUUCGAUGCCACCGGCGGCCGCAUCGGCCUCUUGGGCGACUUUGACGGCGUCUCCUUCUACAACGCCGAGAACGCCUCGGCCUUUCUCGCCACGGCCCCGGCCAACUCCCUGGCACUUUACUUGCGCAACCUGACCUCGGGUGCCUCGCUGGUCGUCGCCUCCUUAGGCGGCGGCGCCGUGUCCCAGGUGCUGCGGCUCGCGGCGGACGCCGUGCUCGUGCUGGGCUCCUUCUCGUCCGUCAACGGCGACACAAUGACUCCGCCCAUCAUCUUCAACCUCUCGCUGCUGGAGGCCACGCUGCUCCUCGACCUGGCUCUGGGCACUGCCGCGGCCUCGGGCUCCGUGCUCGCCACUCUUGUCGAUGGCGACCUCAUCUACCUCGGCGGAGACUUGGACUUCAACAGCACCUACGGCGCCGCCAUCUACAACCUCGCGUCUGGCCUGCUCGAAACCUUGCCCUUUCUUGGCUUUGGCGAGAACGCCUCCAUCAGCGCCAUCGCAAAGUACCCGCCCGACGCGGAUGACGGCUCCAUCAUCUUCGGCGGCUCCUUCCACACAUUGGGGCUCCCGGAACUUCUCAUGCAUAACGUUUCUGUCUCUACGGAGGGAACCUCCAACUCGACCAACACAACGCUAAUACAGGCCGAGCAGCUCAUCUCCUUGAAAUACGCCACGUUCCUGAACGUCAACGGCCUUUCUUCGAACGACGACAGCGCUGUCAUCUGCCCUGCAACGAGCUCCACUUGGGCUCUCGAGGACGCGAGUGGUGGUGAAUGGUCUGCGGAGCUUCCGUUAGAGAUGCAGGGCAUCACCCCGACAAAAAUUCGCAUCUACGUGCCAGACGACACCCUGAAUGGCAUCAGCACAUUUCGCUUCUACACUUUUCCGAACAAUGGUAUCAUGAACCUUACCUACGUCGACCCCGCCACGAACCAAAUCGCCUACUGCGAUGCAUGGUGUCCCUUGCAACUCUCAUCAACCUUGGAGGGGAGCGCCGAUCUGAACGUGGAUGACGCUGACUCAUAUUCCGAUGACGACUCUGUCUAUCUGGAUGAGAACGGCUCUUUCUUUCGGUACCUCGACUCGGAAACAAAAACCCGCAGCGUGGGCUACGGCCGCGAUUUCCAGGAAUUCGCUCUUGUAAAUGAUAUCCUGGUCGAUGCAUUCACUUUGUCUACUGUUGGCUGGUAUGGAUCAAGAGGCGAAUUUUCCGGCUUUGAAUUGUACCUGGACGCCAUAACGGUCUACGGAAACGAUACACUUAAUGAACUGAACUGCGGUAGUGAGUCGGACCAGGCUUCAAACUCCGCUGUGAUUGAGAGCGGUACUUGGCAAGCAGUCCUGUCUCUUACUGACUCCGAGACUGUCACCAAUUACUUGGUCUCAAUUGUCGACGACUCGUCUUCAAUGACGUUGUAUCCAAACAUUUCAUACUCGGGCGACUACUCCAUCCUCUUUUACACGCCUGGGUGUACUGCAGAUGGUUCUUGCUCCGAACGGUCCUUGGUGAACGUGACUUUGAUUGACGACUACGAUCAGGUCUUAUCGACAAACAUCAUUUAUCAAAAUAAUCUUGACGACAAAUUUGACUAUCUAUACUCUGGCCAUUUGAACGGCUCAUCCUCAGACAAUCGAAGAAAUCGGGUUCAGGUGGAUUUUAUUAGUGCGAUAGAUUCAUCUGCGACCAGCCCGUGGGUUGUGAUCGAUAAAGUGGUAUCCAACAUUUUAUUUUUGGACGAAUCUGUCUUAUUCGACUCCACUAACUCUACAACAAACACCACCUCAUCAUACAUUACGACAAUGUCCUUGAAUGGCUUAUUCGAAUAUUCCUUGGCAAACUUCUCUACGUUUUCUCAAGAUUCGGUUUUCGAGAACAUAGAUGAUCAAAUCAUCAUCAAGGACACAAACACAUACGUGGGAAACUCCACAAUCAAUGUUUUGAGUGGAAAUUUGUCGAAUGAUUCGUCAAUUACAAAUGUUGUCUAUGCAUCUGGAAGCGAACUCAUAUUCUUACACGGGAACUUGGAUUCUCUGGAUAUUUCUUUGCUGAACAACAACUUAAUUACGCUUGCAGUUGAUGGAUACAAUUCAACUGCCAAUGAUACCGAAAUCUCCUCCAUAACGAAGCGUUUUGUGAAACGAGACGAUCAGACAAUACUCGGUGCGACUUUCAAUGAUUCAAUAACCUCAAUUUACGAUGUUGAUGGUGGUAUUUUGGCCUUGGGCGAGUAUACUAUUAGUGAAUCUGAUGGCUUGAGCAAUUUGGCAGAUGGAAACUCAUCUACCACAACAGCGAACAACUUUGCACUCUUUUACCAAAAUGAAUGGUAUUCAUUCGGUAACUCGUAUAUUGGUGAUCUGUUUUCCCAAUUUUCAUCCAUUGUGUUAAACGGUACAGAGUUUUUCAUUUUUUCAACCUCGGAUGGCGUUUACCUUCCAUGGGAUAAUUCCAACAAACAAUGGUCAAAUACCAGAGACAAACUCGACAUUACUUCAGCAGUCUCUCUCGAUGAUGAGCAACAAGUUAUUGGUGGUUCAUCCUUCGGCAUCAUGGAUUUUUACGAAAGAGAUCAGGCAUACUUACUGAACAGCGAAGAGCUUUCCAGUUUUGACGUCGCCAUCACAGAAGGUUCGGUGCGCAUAUCAUAUUACCUAAACGAAACUUUCAGUGUUAUCGGUGGUACAUUCAUCUCCAAUAACUCUAUAGAAAAUGUCGCUUUAUUGGUGAAUGACAUCGCCGUACCCCUUCAAGAUACGAUCGAGUGGCAAAAUGACACUUUUGUGUCUAAGCUCUACGUGGAUACAGAUGAUGAUCUAUUGUUCAUUGGCACAAACGGCUCAGCAACCAUACACAACUCUGAUGUUGCCGGUCUUCUUGUAUACAGUUUGACGAACGACACUUUUUCAAGCAUUCAACCUCCAGACCUCUCAACGUCUGAUGGUUCCCUGCUCGAAGUCAACGCAUUGGCACUUUAUGAUCAAAGCUCACAACUCCUUGUCGGAGGGAACUUCGAUUUUGCAGGCUCUUUAGGUUGCGCAUCGGUGUGUUUGUAUGAUAUUGAAAACACACGCUGGAUUAGUCCAUACUCGAGUUCUCUGUCAGCCCUGCUCAGUGGGACUGUUACAGACGCCAAAUUUAUCUCAUCGAGCUCAAUUUUACUCAGUGGCAACUUGACAUUAAACAGGUCAGAAGCAAGCUUUGUCAUGUACGAUUUUGGUGAAAACGACUUUGAAACUGCUGGAGACAACAUCAACAAUAUCGCUGUUCCUGGAACUGUGCUGAAGUUUAUUAUGAAUGACAACGCUGAUAAAAGUUUGGCUAUGAGAAUGGCUGCCAUCGGCACUGAUUUUGUCAUGGGCUACGAUGGAAACACCUGGUCGAGAAUCGAUGAUGACAUCGAAUUGUCUGCACAAACGCAGCUCACCGAUUUGAAACUCGUGCAACUCAGCGAGAGUAACUCGAACAAUCUGAAUGAAACAUACUUUGAUCGAGAUCAAGCCUUGUUGUUAUCUGGCUUUUUCAACUUAACAAACUACGGCAUGGUAAACUUGGCAUUGUUUGAUGGAACCAAUUGGAUUCCAUAUGUAUUCACUCUGAAAGACUCCAAUGUUGGAAAUGUCAACUCAUUGCUCCUUGAAGAACUUUAUAAAUCUCAAUCAUCUAGUGAUUUAGAGACAUCAACAAACCAGAUGACCACUGGCCAAGUCGUUGGAGUUUCUUUGGCUUGCGCGCUUGGCUCUACCGCCUUGCUUGGCUUGUUGUAUAUGAUUCCCAUCUUUUUCAUGAUGGGAGAAUCAGGUAGAAAAGACAAGUCUGAUCAAAGGAUCCAUGAGGAUGAGAUGAUGGACAUCGUGAGGCCCGAGGACUUGAUUCACGAGAUGGACGCGCAAAGAAACUAUUAAUUCUCAGAUUACUUGAUAUAUAAUGAAUUACGAAUAUACAACUUUUU